AUGAAGAAUGUCGUGAAUGUCGUGAGCCUGAUGGCUCUGGCGCGCUUCGCUACCAGCGUUGACGUCGCUCCCGCUUCUUCUGCCGUCUCUGUCCCUUCUGCCGCCUCUGUCCCUUCUGCCGCCUCUGGCUCUGCUGCCGUCUUGGCCUCCUCGCCAGUCCCUGCUCCUCAAUCCACAUCCUCUUCUGCCGUCGCCAUCCAGGCUGCUGACAACUGCGAACCCAAAUUGAGGGGUAUCCCUAACUGCGCUUUGCCAUGCUUCCAUAAGGCUACUCUAGAGACAGAGUGUGGUGGUCAAGACUACGCCUGCCGAUGCCAGCCCAAGAACGCUGCUAUCGUGGAAGAAUACCUCAAUAACAAUACCUGCGUCGAAGCAUACUGCGGUGAUCCCGGGUUGCUACGCGGCAUCUUGAAAGUAUUCCAAGACCAUUGCGCCUGCAUCAACCACGGCGGCCUGCCUGGACCGUCUGAUCCUUCCAGCACGCCCACGCCCACGCCCACGCCCACGCCCACACCAACGUCUACACCUUCUGCUACCCCGAGCUCUCCCAGCGGCUCCCCUACUUCUCCAGUUAGUGGCUGCCCGUGCCAGAGCAACGCCGACGCCAUUCCUGACUGCGGCAAAUCCUGCAUAGUUGACGGUGCAGCCAAAGUCGGCUGCGGUCCCCAGGACUACCAGUGCCAGUGCGCAAAGCUUGAGGACAUCAAAGCUGCUGCCUUUAACUGCUUCAGCGGUGCCUGCGGUGAUGAUGCUUUUCGCGUCAUCACUGCUCUUGGGUCUCUGUGCUCCUGUAUUGCUGAUCAGCCUGCCGAUUCUUGCAAGGGUGGCGCUCCCCCUGUAAGCACCGGUACGCCUUCCCCUCCUGCGAGUACUACGACGCCGUCUCCUUCAUCAAGCACCGAAUCGCCUCCGGCUAGUACAGAAACACCAUCGCCAUCUUUGAGCACCGGCACACCCUCUCCAUCCCCGACCACUGAGUCGCCAUCUGCGACUACCAGCACGCCGGCUCCGUCUGAGAGCACCGAGGCACCUCCGGCUACCACAAAUACAUCUCCAGCCAGCACCAACUCGGAGCCUCCGAUCAGCAGUAACUCUGAUCUUCCCGGCCAGAGCAGUGCCUCGACCCCUACUGAUCCAAGAAGUAGCGUUUCGUCCGCCGACAGUAGCUCUGCUACGUCUGCCAGCAGUGUCCCCAGUCCUACCGAUAGCAACACGCCCUCUCCUCCCGUGAGCAGCGACUCUUCUGCUGGCCCGUCUGCUCCGGGACUGAUUCUCCCCAUUACCCCUGAGGCUGUUUCUGGUCCCGCCCCUAGCACUGAUACCGCGUCCACGCCGAGCUCAGGUCCCAGCACUGAUACCGCGUCUACGCCGAGCUCUGGCCUCAGCCGCAAGCCGUCUAGCAGCACUAGCACCGGUAGCUACGGCAAGCCUAUUACUACUGGUGGUCGAACCAACACCACCAGAACUGCCAACCCUAGCAGACCCAGCUCGACUGACAGCACUGGCGAUGAUGGCAUCGUCCACGCCGGGGGUGCCCGCAUCGAGAUUGGUAUUGCUGCCGGUGUCGUUGGCGCUGUCUGGAUUGUCGCUGCUAUUCUAUAA
Beauveria bassiana ARSEF 2860 is the source of this 1602-nucleotide messenger RNA. RefSeq names its product MAC1 interacting protein. The transcript has 2 exons. Bases 1 to 1602 code for a protein of 533 amino acids. The record is from RefSeq and is a predicted model, not a curated record. NCBI's taxonomy places the organism in Eukaryota, Fungi, Ascomycota, Sordariomycetes, Hypocreales, Cordycipitaceae.